This is a messenger RNA of Bombus huntii, 1826 nucleotides long. RefSeq lists its product as uncharacterized. Lineage: Eukaryota; Metazoa; Arthropoda; Insecta; Hymenoptera; Apidae. The transcript is spliced from 7 exons. The record is from RefSeq and is a predicted model, not a curated record. Bases 16 to 1335 code for a protein of 439 amino acids.
GUGAGCCACAGACCUAUGCUGGUUCACAAUUUUCAUAUACUGGUCAUGCAUGUUUUUCAGAUUCGUAACAAAGUAGCUGAUGUUGAAGUUAAAAAUGAGAAUGAUGUAUCAACAUCGGAAGUAAUGCAGACAAAUAAUGAUCAAAAUCCAAAUACCUCAACUAUUGCAAAAGAUGAUGAGGAAACUGUGCUUCCUUCAGAUUUAUUCGCUUACGAUCCAGCGAAUUAUUCUUUCUGCAAACAAAAUAGUAUAGUUAAUACUCUAACUGUUGGAGAAGUGGGUACUCUCGAAAUUAUUUCAGAAAUAAGGGAGGGUGUAUAUGGUAUUACAUUGUGGCCUGAGAGAGAUUAUGAUGACUUUUUCGAGCAAAUGUAUUCAGUAAUCCCGGAAGCUACUCUAUGGGAGAAUCGUAGACCAAAUAUAGGAGAUUUUGUAUUUGGUCUAACCUUUGAUACACAUUGGAUUAGGGGAUAUGUUGUAUGUCUGAUACCAUACUUAAAAAUGGCUAUGAUAGACCAAGCUAGAAUAGUGUUUGUUCUUCAUCUUGCUACAUGCAAACCACCGCUUUUAGAUAUGCCUGCAUUAGGUGGAUUAUGUGAAUUAACUGAUGCUACACAUAAACUGAAGGAAGGUGAAGCGCUUGAAUUUAAAGUAAUAGGCCAAACAGAUAAUGAAGAACAAGACGGAUUUGAAAUAUUGAUUCUUAAUGGAGAUUAUGAGUUAAAAGCUACUGUAAAGCCUUAUAUUCCAACGGUGGAACAAGUGGGAAUACUAUGUGGUGAUGUGACUAAUGGACGUGAGGUAUGCAUUACUGGUUAUCGAAAUCAUAUACAUCUAUUUGUUCGUCCCUUAGAUGCUCUAGGUGUGGCACGCUAUAACUUUAUUAUGGAAACUGUUGGAAAAUGCGCUGAAACAUCUCCAUUUUUAAAAGAUCCAAAAGUUGGUCAAACGGUAUUAGCAAUGACCACUGAUGGAAAAUAUUGUCGUGCACGUAUUCUUAAUAUAAAUAAAGUUGGAGUGGAAGUUAUCUACCGUGAUCUUGGUCGUAGAGAGUAUGUAGAUCCGGAGAAACUUAAGGUUCACCCUGAUAGUUUGAAAGAGAUUGGAUAUUUUAUGUCAAAACUAAAACUACAAGGUGUUUCUCCAGAUAUCCCACCACUACAAGACAUAAUUGAUCUUCUGGACAACCUAGUGGAUAAUAAAGUUCCUCUGAUAUGUACAUAUGAUGGUAUACCUUCCACAGAUGGUGUAUAUCUGAAAUUUCGUGACGGAAAAACUCUUAAUGAUAUGAUUAGUAAAUGUAUCGAGAUGAAUUGUGAGAUAUCUUCUGAGUAAAUAGAAAAAUUAAUCUCAGAAUUAGUUGCUCCAGAUAGCUGUAUUAAAACAAAAAUUAUUGAGCGUGAACUUGUAUCUGUGUGUCGUCUAUAAUGUGUAAUUACCAUUGGUUAAAGCCAAAUUAAUUGGUGAAUGUUUAAUAUCAGAUUGGGGGCAAAAAAAAGAAACAAAAAAAAAACAUGCAUCUCAUUAUGCAAAAGGAGAACAUAUUAGUUAUAAUGUUUGAAGCUAAAAUUGAGAUAUUUUUAGUUAAAAUAGUUAAAACAUGAUUUGUUUCUUGAAAGUAUUUUAACAUUUGUAGAAGAUAUUCCACUCUUUGAUAUUAUUGUAUCUUCUCAAAUAGUAUGUAAGAUCAGUACUUUUUGAACACUUUUUUUAUAUUUACUUUUGUCAGUACUAUAUUUUAUUUCGGUGAAUCUCUAUAUUCAACAUACUUCCUGCGAGACUUGUAUUUUGUGUACAAUUUAUAAUAAAUAUGAAGUGAAAGCAAA